Molecule: messenger RNA, 6413 nt
Organism: Cryptomeria japonica (Japanese cedar)
Lineage: Eukaryota; Viridiplantae; Streptophyta; Pinopsida; Cupressales; Cupressaceae
Product: mediator of RNA polymerase II transcription subunit 14
Exons: 8
Coding region: 412-6057 (1881 amino acids)
Biological process (GO): regulation of transcription by RNA polymerase II
Cellular component (GO): core mediator complex; mediator complex
Molecular function (GO): transcription coregulator activity
Source: RefSeq, a predicted model, not a curated record
UCCCAACAUGGGUAGUGAAGAAACACAAAACAAAAUAAAAAUACCAGAUCAGGUAAAAGGGAUUUGGACUUUUUCUACUAUACAUUCUUCCUGCACAAGGUCAAAGAUCAAAACAGAGCGGAGAAGUUUUUUAAAAUCCAAAUCGUCAAUACGGAGUUGGAGUGGGGUUUUUGGAGAAGAAUUGCGGUCUCGCUAGAUUUUAGCGAGUUGAGCCGCCGCGAUGGGAGAAUAUAGUAAAGCUGCAUCUUCCCUACAUUUACCAUAACUUCUCGGGUGUUUGUGUGCCCGGCACGCCGCAAUACGGGUUUGUAAAUUCGAACUAGAAAUUGAAGCGUGUAACGAUCACGGUUCGAAUCCUGCCUGCAAUCUCCCCACUCCUCCUCCUUCUUGUAUUGUAGAAAGAGCGGGAGAAUGGCAGAAUUGGGGCAGCAGACGGUACAGUUGUCAGAAUUAGUGAAGAGAGCAGCGGAGGAUUCAUUUGUAGCACUUGAGGAACUCAUCCAAAACUUGGCUUCUCAACCUCAGUCCGAUGCCAACAAGAAAAUCGGCCUCCUUAAAUAUAUUAACAAAACCAGGCAACGAUUGCUUCGACUUCACGUACUUACCAAGUGGUGCACGCAGAUUCCUUUGGUCCGGUACUGCCAGCAACUUGAAGGAAGUUUGUCAAGUCAUGACAUGUGUUUUACUCAAGCUGCUGAUACACUAUUCUUUACACACGAGGGACUACAGCAAGCACGCCAACCUGUUUAUGAUGUUCCAUCUGCUCUUGAAAUCCUUCUUACAGGAACCUAUUGUCGCUUACCUAAAUGUGUUGAAGAUAUGGGUAUGCAAACGGCCCUUGCAGGAGAAGAGCGGGAGUUAGCCUUGCCAAAGCUGGACACACUGUUACGAUCACGAUUGCUUGAAGCAUCUCUUCCAGAUGAAAUUUCGAGUGUCAUGGUGUCUGAUGGUAGAGUGGUGCUUUGUGUUGAUGGUGAAUUCAAAGUUCAGCUUACACUUGGGUAUCGUGGAAAUUUAUCUUUAUGGAGGAUACUGCAUUUAGAGUUGCUUGUAGGAGAGAGGAGUGGACCUCUAAAGAUUGCUGAAAUACAGCGGUUUAAUAUUGGUGAUGAUUUGGAGCGCAGAAUGGCUGCAGCAGAAAAUCCUUUUGCAACUAUGUAUUCUAUCCUGCAUGAGUUCUGUAUUGCAUUAGUUAUGGAUACCGUGCUGAGACAGGUGAAUACUCUACGUCAAGGUAGAUGGAAAGAUGCAAUACGCUUUGAGCUUAUUUCUGAUAACAACUCAGGGCAGGAAGGUAACACUGGUAGUACACAGGUCCCUCCUCCAGAUGGAGACAUUGAUGCAAAUGGGCUAAAAACUCCAGGUUUGAAAGUCAUGUACUGGUUAGAUCUUGUUAAAGGUGUGGGAGGGGCAGAUUCAGGCAAUAUACCUUUUCUCAAAAUUGAGCCAGGGAAAGAUCAACGUAUCAACUGCUCUCACAAUACCUAUGUUAUAGAUCCUUUAACUGGGAAUGAGGCAGAGUUUGUGCUAGACCAGAGUUGUAUAGAUGUGGAAUAUUUGUUACUGAGAGCUAUUUCCUGCAACAUACAUACACGUCUUUCAGAGGUUCAGAGAGUGCUCAAGACCAACAAUCGGCUUUGCCAGGUUGAGGAUGAUAUUAUACUGAAGCAUGCUGGUGAUAAUUCUCAUGCACCUUUGAGUAAGAUAUUGGAAUUUAUGCAAAAGAACCCCUCAACUGAUACAGGGCAACUUGGUGAGGAAUUAUUGUGUGUUCGAGCAUAUGGUCUCUCUUAUGUGGCACUUGGAAUCAACAUCAGGAAUGGACGAUUUCUCCUUCGUUCUUCUAGGAAUCUUAUGUUGUCAUCUGCAGUUACAGAAUGUGAAGAUGCAUUGAAUCAGGGAAGUUUGACACCUGCAGAAGUCUUUAUCAGCCUCCGUAACAAGAGUAUUUUGUAUCUUUUUGCAUCUGUUGGAAGAUUCUUGGGCCUAAAGGUGUAUGAAAAAGGUGUGGCUACGGUUAAGCUACCUAAAUCAAUAAUUAAGGGCUCAGAUUUGCUGCUCAUGGGUUUUCCAAACUGUGGAAAUUCUUAUUACCUUCUAAUACAGUUGGAUAUGGAUUUCAAGGCUCUUUUUACCCUUCUGGAGUCCAAGCAAGACUCAACUAGUAGAUCUGGUCUGCUUUCUGGUCCUAUCCAGAUUUUUCGCUUCAACAAGAUAGACAUUGGAAGAAUGCAAAUGGUGGAACAUGAGGUGAAUCUGAGUCUUUUAGACAAUGAAAGGUUGUGUCUGGAGAAAGAGAUAACAGGAAUCUCAGAUUUAAUUUCAGAAUCAGUGUCUAAUCCUGAUGCAUUUACAGAUUCUGCCUUUCAGGGCCAAGGGUGCUUACAGUCAGGAUUUUCAUCUUUAGCAGAUGAUGUAUUUGAGUUUGACAAGGGAAUGCCAUUAUCUCGGUAUUUACCAAAACAGAAUUAUCUAGCCGAACCUUCACCAUCAAACCAUCUGGGUGCUGUGCAGGGUAUUCAGCAAGGAGGAAAGUUUGGUCUGUCAACUACAUGGGAUAGAAACUCUCAGUAUUCUCUAAUUAAUAAUACCGGAAAAGUUUCUGCUGGAAGCUCACCUUUUAACACUAGGUUGAUGUCUGAAUCAAAUCAUAAGAAUGUACGGCAGACUGGCUCAAGCCCCCUAGCUGGUGGACACAAUUAUGGAGUGAAUACUUCCACACCCAGCCCUGUAAGGAUCCAAUCCUUUAAUAAACUGUCAUCAGCUACAAAGAAUUAUUCUGACCAGGAUCUCACUUCAUCAAAGUCUCCAUUGCAGCUGGGAGACACUUCAGGUUAUCUGUCAAUGGAUGAAGAUCAUCUAAGAAAAGUAAUGGAUUCUCCAAAGGAGGGGCUCCCAUCACUUUCUACUAAUUGGCAAACCAGUUUGUCUUAUACAGCCAGAAUGUCGCCGGCACUCAGGAAUUCCAUUCAACACUCAAGGUCUUCUCUUGUUAAGACUCCAUCUGGUGGUCAAACAUCAACUGUAUUCAAAAGCUCUGCAACUGGCUUGCACAUGAUCCCCCCAGCAUGUCAAACAUUAGACUCUUUAACUUCUCAUGGCAACACAAGUGACACAAUUCCAAAAAUAAGCAGUCGAAAGCGUUGUCUUUCAGAUAUUGUGCAUUCAAUUCCAUCGUUGCAAAGAAUAUCAGCUUAUGGAGAAAGUCAGAAGAAAAGGAAAACCUCUGAAUCAGGCGAUACACAACAUGCUGCUGUUCAGCUAAAUACUUCAGGCACUAUGGGGAAAUUUGUUGGCCGUACGUGUGGAAGCAUUCUUAGAGAAGCUAAUCAUGGGAAAGCACCUUCAAGUAUAUAUGUGUCUGCUCUUCUUCAAGUUAUUAGGCAUUGUUCGUUAUGUAUUAAGCAUGCUCGACUUACAGGUCAAAUGGAAGUCCUUAAUAUCCCAUAUGUUGAAGAUGUGGGCUUGCGAAAACCCUCUGCAGACUUGUGGUUUCGUCUGCCCUCUUCAAAAGAGGAUGCAUGGCAACAUAUUUGUUUGUGUCUUGGUAGACCUGGAAGCACCUACUGGGAUGUCAAGGUAAAUGAUGAACAUUUCAGGGACUUGUGGGAACUUCAGAAAGGUAAAACUGGAACUCCAUGGGGUUCUGGUGUACGAAUUGCAAAUACUUCAGAUGUAGAUUCUCAUAUACGGUAUGGUCCUGAGGGCGUGGUCUUGAGUUAUAGGGUGGUGGAGGACAACAGCAUAAAAAAAUUGGUUGCAGAUUUACAAAGGCUUUCCAAUGCACGCUCUUUUGCCAUGGGCAUGCGAAAACUACUGGAAGUAAAACCAGAGGAAAGAAUAGACACAGGAAAAGAGCUGUCCAACAUGAAAUAUAAUCUAGUGAAAAAGGCCUAUGGUGAUUUGGGUGAUCGUAUGUGGGAUUAUAUGAGAAGAACGUUCAAGAUAGAAGCAGUAGGUCUUAUGAGUCUGUGGUUCAGCUAUGUUGGGCCAAUGCCUGGGAUAAUUGCACGCUUUGUUGUCGAAUGGGAGUCAGGCAAAGAAGGAUGCACAAUGCACGUUUCACCUGAUCAAUUGUGGCCUCACACCAAGUUUUUGGAGGAUUUUAUCAAUGGAGGUGAAGUUGCAUCACUGCUUGAUUGCAUUCGGCUGACUGCUGGACCCUUACAUGCUCUUGCGGGUGCUAUACGACCUGCACGAAUGGUUGGGACAGCUGCAACUGCCAUUAGUUUAGUACCAUCUGGAUUUUCCACAGCUGCUAAAACAAAUGGGUUAAUGAUGUCACAAAGUUUGGCUCAAAACACCACAUCAUCAAUUGUUCAUCAAAGUACAGGGGUAAUAUCUGGUGGGGGGACUAAUGAUGGAGCAGCUAGUGGUAAUUUCAAUGCACAAAAUGGACCCAUUGUAUCAGGUGCUGGGAGAGGAGGACCAGGAAUAGUGCCAAGUUCCCUGUUGCCCACUGAUGUUUCAGUUGUAUUGCGAAGUCCCUAUUGGAUUCGCAUAAUUUAUCGGAAGAAUUUUGCUGUUGAUAUGCGCUGCUUUGCUGGUGAUCAAGUAUGGUUACAGCCUGCUACACCACCAAAGGGUGGCCCUACUGCUGGAGGCUCAAUGCCUUGUCCACAGUUUCGGCCCUUUAUCAUGGAGCACGUUGCCUUGGGAUUGAACACAUUGGAUAAUUCUCUUACUCCACAACCUUUGGGUGCUGGGAACCCAAAUAAUUUAAGUACAAGCAAUGCACAGUCUCCUGCUGCUGGUGGAAACAAAAUGGGCAUUAACUCUCCUGGAGUGUCUCGAUCCACAACAAUACCUGGAAAUCCAGGAACUAUUUUAAAUAGAGUAAACAAUGUAUUGGGAGCACAAAAUCUUGCAGUACUCAAUUCAGGAAUAUCUUUGGCUGGACGUCCAAUGGCUUCAGCAACUGGUGUGCCUGUCCAUGUCAGAGGAGAGCUGAACACUGCAUUCAUUGGACUUGGGGAUGAUGGUGGCUAUGGAGGAGGAUGGGUUCCUCUGGCUGCACUUAAAAAAGUCUUGCGUGGCAUUCUGAAAUAUCUUGGGGUUCUAUGGUUAUUUUCCCAGUUACCAGAUCUUUUGAAAUCAAUUCUGCGUUCAAUUUUGAAAGAAAAUGAAGGAUCACUUCUUAACUUGGACCAUGAGCAACCUGCAUUGCGUUUCUUUGUUGGAGGUUAUGUCUUUGCUGUAAGUGUGCAUCGCGUGCAGCUUCUUUUACAAGUUCUGAGUGUGAAGCGUUUUCACCAGCAACAGCAACAGCAGCAGCAGCAGCAGAACCAAACAAAUGGCCAAGAUGAACUUAGCUCUGCUGAAAUUCAUGAAAUAUGUGACUAUUUUAGUGGCCGAGUUGCUUCGGAGCCGUAUGAUGCUUCUAGAGUUGCAUCCUUUAUUACUUUGCUAACAUUGCCAAUAUGGGUUUUGCGAGAAUUUUUAAAACUCAUUGCUUGGAAGAAGGGAACAUCACAAGGGCAGGGUGGUGAUAUAGCUCCCUCACAGAGAACCCGUGUUGAGUUGUGCUUAGAAUGCCACGUGGGGUCCAAUGCUGAUACAUCAGUGACUGUAGACAACGUAGGCCAGGUUCCUUUGGAGGGAGCAAUUAGUACUGUUGCUAAGAGCAACAUUCAUUAUGAUCGUCCACAUAAUGCAGUAGAUUUUGGACUUACUGUGGUCCUUGAUCCUGCUAAUAUUCCUCAGGUAAAUGCUGCUGGUGGUGCUGCAUGGUUGCCUCAUUGUGUCUCUGUAAGAUUGAAAUAUGCUUUUGGUGAAAAUCCCCACAUGGCCCUCCUAGGCAUGGAAGGUAGUCAUGGUGGGCGUGCAUUAUGGCCACAUAUGGAGGAUUGGGAACGCUGCAAACAGAGAGUGGCUAGAGCAGUGGAGAUUGUUGGGAAUGGAAGUGGAAGUGGUCCAGGUGCGAGUUCAGUAGAUGUUAGUCAGGGAAGACUUCGAGUAGUGGCAGAAACAAUACAGCACUCCUUGUAUACGUCUUUGGUUCAGCUCCGUAAAGGUGGUACUGGUAAUGCUUCUGUGGCAGGGGCUUUCACAGGUUGAUGUUCUAUUAUUGUACUGUACUAUAGUUCUGCUGAUAGCUUCUUUGUCCUCAAAUUGUAUUUCUAACGUAGCUGUGGCUAAUGGUAUGGAGUUAAGUACGUUGAAGAGUAAAUCUCAAGAAUGGGCUAAUUUGGCUCAAGGGUUUUACUCUGGCAAGAGGCCUUUGAGUGCCUUCCUAAUGUGUAAGUAAUUGUGGUUUUCACUAGAUACAAUCUUUCUCAGUGAUGGCACAGCCUCAUUUUUUGGAGAGCAUUGAACACUUGUGUAUUUCUUUUACUUAGAGUUGUCCAGAAUAUGCAAGAGUCUUCAUAGCUGUACAAAAUGAUGAUUUUAGAAGGUUUUGCAUCUUGAUUUCA